Molecule: messenger RNA, 1784 nt
Organism: Ilex paraguariensis (yerba mate)
Lineage: Eukaryota; Viridiplantae; Streptophyta; Magnoliopsida; Aquifoliales; Aquifoliaceae
Source: the annotation of a GenBank genome assembly
ACAACCACAUAAGUAUCUUUUUAUACCACGCACGGCUUCUCGUAGUUAAUUUUUCAGGCCUUCCCCCACUAAUGUUUACAACCUGCUUUCUCAUUGGUCUUUGGUAGCAAAAAAGAGAGAGUGAAUCGGGAGACCUGACCAUCAGCCAUGGAAGCGCAAGAAGCAGUAGUUAUCGUAGUAGGAGCAGGAACAACUGGCAUUGCCACCGCCGCAUGCCUCAAAAACCUUUCAAUCCCAUACAUAAUUCUGGAGAGAGAAGAUUGUUUCGCUUCAUUGUGGAAGAAAUAUUCAUACGACCGCCUUCAUCUUCACUUGGCAAAGCAAUACUGUGAGCUACCUCUCAUGCCAUUUCCGACUAUUUUUCCUAGAUACGUUUCAAGGACGGAGUUUAUACAAUUCUUGGAUGAUUAUGUUUCUCAUUUUCAGAUCAGUCCUUUGUACGGAAGAUUCGUCGAAUCCGCCGUUUACGCGGAAGAUUCCAAGAAAUGGUGCGUUCAGGCGAGGAAUUUGAGUUCCGAUGAGAAAGAGGAAUAUUCCGGUAGGUAUUUAGUAGUGGCUACUGGAGAAACGAGCGAUCCAUUCAUCCCGGAGGUUGAAGGUUUGAAUACUUUCACCGGGGAAGUCAUUCACUCGACUGGAUAUAAAAAUGGAGAGAAGUACCGUAAUAGAAGCGUUUUGGUUGUUGGAUCCGGAAAUUCUGGUAUGGAAAUUGCACUUGACCUAGCUAACUAUGGAGCCAAGACUUCCAUCGUUGUACGAAGCCCGCUUCACGUUAUCUCAAGGGGAAUGAUGUACAUGGCAUCAAUUUUACUGAGGUAUAUUCCCUACAAGAUGGUGGAGUCUUUGUUGGUGUUGCUUAGCAGGCUAGUGUAUGGGGACCUCAGCAAGUAUGGGAUUGAGAGGCCCCAAGAGGGACCCCUCACAAUGAAAGUAAAGUAUGCCAAGUAUCCAGUUAUUGACUUGGGAACCACAAAGAAAAUAAAGUCCGGUCAGAUUCAGGUCUUGCCGGCAAUAGCCAACGUAUCAAGCAAUGUUGUGGUCUUUGUAAACGGCAAAUCACAUCCAUUUGAUACUAUUAUUUUCGCUACCGGAUUCAAAAGAUCAACACACAAGUGGCUUAAGGGCGGCGAUUAUCUUCUGGGUGACGAUGGGAUUGCAAAGCAGAGCUUUCCAAACCACUGGAAGGGAGAGAAGGGACUGUACUGUGCUGGACUGUCGAGGAGAGGAUUUUAUGGAGCUGCCAUUGAUGCUCAAAACAUAGCCAAGGAUAUCAAGAUGUUGCUGUAAGAGUGUCCUCGUAGCCCAAUAAUUAUAUCAGGUGUGUCCGUCCAUACAUGUUUAUACUUUACGUAGCUGUACACAACAGUGUUAAGAGUGUACCAAACUAAAUUUACUUUUAUGUACUCCAUAUGGAAGAGUGUGUGUCCUCCUAGCUUGUGGUCUGGUUUAUGGCUAAAGAGGCCUAAGUUCCUCGACCAACAAUAAUUUUGUUACAUAUCAGUUGAUUGCAGAACGAGUUUUUUUUUUUCUUCUUUUUUCAUUUCUUUUAUAUGUCUCUAUCAGGAGAAGGAUAGGUUUAAUAAAAGCAUUACACUCUGAGAUUACCAUUCUCUAACUUCCGGUGAAGGUGGGUUUGACAAACUUGUAGAAUCAUCCACAUACUAAUUAUAGGCCCCGAACUUUGAGAGAAAGAGGUAUUAACGAAAAGAAUAAUGUUACAUUGACCAAAUUUAAAAUUCAAAUGAUAUGACAGCUGACUUUAACUACUUUAUUUUAUGUCCUGU